AUGACAGAAAUAUAUUAUAAAAUAUAUAAAGAGUAUUAAGUUCAUUAAUUAGUCUUAUUGAGUGGGGUUUCAAAAGGCAUCGUGUUCUUGAGCAAUUUAAUAGCCUCUAUCAAUAGAACGAUAAAAGGAUGCUUGAGAGAGUUGCCUGUCUGCUUGAGUGUUUGUGAUGGUUUGGAUUCGAACUUCGAGUUUCUAUUAUUAUCUUGGUUUUGGUUUGCUAGUACAAAUGCCCAUGUUUUUAAUCGUUAGUAAUAUUAAUAAUAAAUGAAUUGCGCUGUUUGCGGAUUAAAUUUUGAGAGGAAAGAUAAAGGAUGUUAGUAAAUGGAAUGUUAACAAUGUAAAUUGAAAUAUCAUCGAUUCUGUUAUGGCUACAAUAAUUUGGAUGGAGUAUGUGAUCCUUGCUAAGACAUAGCAAAGAAACCAUUAUGCUGUAUCUGUGGAUAGAAAGGUUUACUAAAACGACUCUCCGAUUAAAGUGGAGUAUACGUGCAUGUGUCCUGUGCAAUUUUCGCACCGCAUAUCCAGGUGAUCAAUUAUCAUACAAUGACCUUUGCUACCAAAAGUUAAAUAGACAAAAAAAACUAAGGAGAAAUGCUCCCAAUUGUGGAAAAAGUGGAGCAAAUAUCCAAUGCCUAGAUUGUCAAGCUUAUGCCCAUCCUCAUUGCAUUUUUGUAGAAUAAGUGGAGAAGGCCUAAGAAGACAUAGAAACAGAAUAGUGGAUCUUCCAUUUAAAAUCCAAAUCAAUUGGAUGUGGAGUCAGGUGAAAUUAAAUGUGAGUUAAAAGAGAUUCAGGAUGCCUUUUGCAAUGCCCUUGACAAGUUUUAGGACAAAUCCAAGAAAAGAGGAAACCAGACACAAUAAUACAAGGAACAUGUAAAAAACAUUUUGGAAUCUAUUUUUGAUAAUUACACACUACAACAAUGCAAUCAACAAUGGUCAGCAUAGAAUAAGAUAGAGAGUUAUUGUUAAGUGCAUAUGGAAAGUCAUCGAUUAUUUUGUAUAUGUCGUAAAUCUUUGAAUAAUAAGCAAAUGGUGUAAUGUGAUCAUUGUUAUGAAUGGUAUCAUUUCGGAUGUAUUAAACGUAAGAAUGUAAAAGAUGACAGCUACAUCUGUGAAGCAUGUAAAGGAUGGAGUGCUAAGAGAACUAAGAUAGAUUUGGAAGAUCCCAAAUUACUAAACUUUGAAGAUUUGGUUGUUCCUAAGAGUGUCUACAUAUUACACUUGAUCGACUUGCUCCCCUUGUUAUUAUACAUUGAGUCAAUCAUGAAGAGAUUGCCGUCCAUUCCUUUAGAUGAGAAUGACUAUAGAAAUAUCAAAUUUUACAAACUCUUCUUGGCCUCAUUACCCAUCAAACCUUCCACUGUUAUCCAAUUAGACAAGAUUUUAUUGAAGGAAAAACUACAGGAAGAAUUAAAAUAGAAAAUGCACUCUAUCAUACCCACCUAACUUGAAUAGAGUGAGCAAUUUGCAGAAGAAUUAGUUAAAUUUUUUAAAUUCAAAGGCUACUACUUUGAAUUGGGAGAGAACAAACUCAUUAAAUCAUUUGUGUUGUCAAGAAAGGAUAUCAAAGCACAGAUAUAGAAAGGAAUUUCUGAAGGAUAUUUGAUGGAAGACACCUUUAAGAUUCUCAAUGAAAAUGUCACAGACAAUCAAAAAAUAUUCAAAUCUCCUAAUGAUAAUCUAGGCUAACUCAUUAAUAGGUACAAAGUGGCAUAGCAAAUCAAGACUACUUUGAGAUCUUUAUUUGAAGCAGAGAGAAUGCAAAUUGAAUAUCCAGUUAUUGACAAUCAACUUGAUUUGACCGUUUAUAAAUAAUAGAUUUUGAUGAAGAAUUAAAAAAAUAAACCCAAUAAAUUGAAGUUGAUGGAUUUAAAGAGGAUGGCCAAUCAUAAUAAUGUGACUUUGGGAUGUCUCAAGAUUAUUGAUAAACUAUUAGAGGAACUCAACGCGUUGGAAUAGGAGAACGUUCAGAGUUCCUAUAAGAAGAUUAUAGAAUUCCCAGUCAAUAGUGACUCUCUCAUAAAUUAGUUAUAAUCUUAUUUUGAUUAAGAAUUUAUUGAUGAAUUCAAAGUGGAAUUGGAAUUGAAGAUUGAGAGUUUCUGUAGAUUGACUGAAAAGGAGUACACAGGAGUGUAUACAUAUGAUAACAUCCAAAAGGCUGCUAAAGACUCGAUUGUAAUAAGGAGUGUGUAUAAUCAAUUGUAAGAAAUUCAUUAGAAGUGUCAAACUUAAAAAAAAGUAACUAUUUAAUUUUGUCAUGAAAUAUUAGAUAUGAUGUCAAAGUGCUUAUUAACAUCAACCUAUAUGGAAACUCAAAAGGCUAAAUUCCUGAAAUUCAGAGAACUCUACAAAAGGUUGAAUGAAUCAAUCACACUGGAACAGUUGGAGGAGAUUGAACAUGAAUGCUUUUAACUUGGAUUUGAUAUGGAUGUAGAACAAAGGAGAUCACAAUUGGUCUAAGCACAGGAAAUCAUCCAAAAUAUCCAACCUAGUUUGGGUGAUUCCUUGGAAGAAUUCAAAAAGCUCAAGUCUCUUUAAUUGGACACUUACAUUAAGUAAACUGAAUAGCAAAUAGACUUUGUGAAAUAAUUAUAUUAUUUGGUAUACAAUUCAUAUGAUACAUUGCCUAAGAUGAUUUAGAAAGUAAAAGAUAUCUCAGAUUUAGAUUUCAAUAAUGAAUUAAUUUACAAAGUUGCAAUUCCAGAAGUCGUCUAUGAUGAAAUGAAAUCAGUAGUAUUAAAUUUUAGAUAAAUCAAAUGGAGAUGCGAGUGCUAAUUAAUUCCUAGAUCAACCAAAUCAAACCAUGAUCCAAGGGGGUAACAAAAAAUAUAAUAUCAGCCACAAUAAUUCAAUUGUUAAAUGCUGAUCCCCCAAAUCUAAGAUCCAUUCUACACUUAACAACUCUAGAAGAUCAAGAAGGAAUACGAGAGUUGGAUCAUCAAUUUGUAGGAGUUCGAGAAUCAAUUGGCAGGUCAAGUUGCACCUCAUUUCAAUCAGCUGAUCAAAUUGAUCAAUAAGAACCAGUAUCAAGAGAACAAUUUGCAAACCAAAUUGUGGCAAUACUACAUUUAGAUGCUUUGGAUGCAAAAGGCAGAAGAGUUUAUUGAGGCUAAGGCCAAUCCCUAGGCUUACAAGACAUUGAUCUCCUGUGCGACAUAUGCAAACAUAGAUUCCAACAACGUCUUAUUAUUGAAACUUAAGGACCAUAUCUUCAUCAUGGAUGACUUGGGUAGAAAACUGAAGGAAUAUUAAGAACAACGAUUUCUGUGGGUUAAGAGUAGGGAGUAGAUCAACAAUUUGCAAUCUAUUUGGAAAACAAGCCAGAUGCAGACCAAAGAGUAUCCAAUAUUCAAAGUAAAAGACUUAGCUGAAGAUCUGUAAGAAGUACGUUAGGUGUUGCAAUAAUAUAAUGACUUAGUACAAAAACAGCCAGACAAUAAUUUGUACAUUCAGCAAUUGUAAAAGAUAAGGACCUAUUACUGUUGUUGUUUUUUGAAGGUUAAGAAUUUCUGUGUCUAAUUGAUGUACAACAUGAUAAAGUAGUAAUCAUUGAAAUGUUUGAAAUAAUUGAAUCCUACAGAGUAGAUUUUACAGAGACUGGAAGAAAUCAACCUUUUGGUUGCGAU
This is a messenger RNA of Paramecium tetraurelia, 3626 nucleotides long. RefSeq lists its product as uncharacterized. Lineage: Eukaryota; Ciliophora; Oligohymenophorea; Peniculida; Parameciidae. The record is from RefSeq and is a predicted model, not a curated record. The annotation marks the transcript as partial. Gene Ontology annotation, cellular component: Set1C/COMPASS complex. The transcript has 4 exons.